Messenger RNA from Cotesia glomerata, 704 nucleotides. It is a transcript of the gene Taf13, whose product is annotated as transcription initiation factor TFIID subunit 13. Gene Ontology annotation, biological process: transcription by RNA polymerase II. The transcript is spliced from 3 exons. Bases 117 to 497 code for a protein of 126 amino acids. The record is from RefSeq and is a predicted model, not a curated record. Lineage: Eukaryota; Metazoa; Arthropoda; Insecta; Hymenoptera; Braconidae. Gene Ontology annotation, cellular component: transcription factor TFIID complex. Gene Ontology annotation, molecular function: protein heterodimerization activity.
AUAUAUUACAUUUAAUUGUUUUGUCAAUAAAAUUUUUUAGUUUUAUAUUUAUUAAUAUUCUUUUUUGAAGUUAAAUUUUAAUUGAGUAGAUAAUAAUAAUAAUUAUUAUUGUUAUUAUGGCCAAUGAAGAAGGAUAUGAACAGUUCGAAGAUGAAGAGACAGACGUCCCAAUUGGGACUUUACCAAGCGGUCGCAAGCGCUUGUUCUCAAAAGAAUUGCGCUGUAUGAUGUACGGAUUCGGUGAUGAUCAAAAUCCUUACACUGAGAGUGUAGACUUGUUGGAGGACCUGGUUAUUGAAUACGUAACCGAAACAACACAGCGAGCUAUGGAAAUUGGACGUACCGGACGUGUCCAAGUUGAGGACAUUGUCUUUUUAGUUAGAAAAGAUCAAAGGAAGUACGCCCGUGUGAAAGAUCUGCUGACAAUGAACGAAGAAUUGAAGAAAGCUCGAAAAGCGUUUGAUGAAGUUAAAUACGCAGGUACUGUUAACCAAUAAAUAAUAAGUUAUUGUCCACUUAUUAUUAUUUAACGCUCCCAAGUACAUUUCAUGGCAUGUACACGACUUAUUACACCUUUUAUUUCAUUUUAUGUAUUUAAUUAUAAUGUAAUGAUUUAUUUCUAAGCAAAAUUGUUCUUAGCUUUAAUUGUAUUUUUAUUGGAAUGUGUAAUAUAAAAACUAUUCAAUGCAUUUCCAUUGCAGCAA